This is a messenger RNA of Hydractinia symbiolongicarpus, 7058 nucleotides long. RefSeq names its product calponin homology domain-containing protein DDB_G0272472-like. Lineage: Eukaryota; Metazoa; Cnidaria; Hydrozoa; Anthoathecata; Hydractiniidae. The record is from RefSeq and is a predicted model, not a curated record. The transcript has 4 exons. Bases 505 to 6972 code for a protein of 2155 amino acids. Gene Ontology annotation, molecular function: phosphatidylcholine lysophospholipase A1 activity.
UUCCGGGGAACAACUGUCCAGGGGGAAUUGUCACUGAACCCAUUUUAUAUAAAAAAGCGUACGCACAGUCGAACAUAAGAAACACCCGAAAGCAAUUUUUUUUAGCCUUAUAUAUAAACACUCAUGCACAGUUAAACGAAAAAAAAUCUCCGUCUAAUGUGUGAAGACCUACUGUUCCUCUAAAACAGAAAUGCUCUCGUUUAUUCAACUUACAUUUUCACAAUAAAGGCGUUUGCGCAUUUAUUACAUACAUCGUCCCAGCAUCUGUAUAAAAACUACAACACUAAAUCAUACCGAAAGAGUGCAAUAGAGAUGCUCAAUGUGAGUGUGAAUACGCUAUAGCGUUUGCAAAUUUUUAAAAACAAAACAAAGUUUCGAUGUAGGCCGUUCUCCAGAAAGUUAGCAUAAAGGAUGAAAUAGCAAUUUGUUUAUGUAGAGAGUUUUUUGGGAAUUGACAUAUUAGGUGACAGUGCUUAGUAAUGUCACAAAUGAUUUGGUUCGUUGAUGAUCAAGGAUUCGACUUCUCCCACCUCAGAAAGCAGUACUGCAAUAAUUAACAAUCUCGAUUACACAGACAGCGCACCUAAACCAUUCUCUAUUGCUCAACGACCGCGGAGAAAGAAAUUAUCAACCAAGGCUGACCGAGAUAACAGAGUCAAACGCGCUAGUUCAUUGUACCAAUCAGUUGACGAUAAAUCAAUAUUUCAAGCUAGUGAGUGCGAUCUUAACUUUAUAGAACGACGACGGGCCGUACUAAGAAAAAAGCAGGAACUUCUCAACAGAUCUGUAGUUGUUAAUAAAUCAUCUAAUGUAUUGGACAAAAACCUAAUUAAAAAACUUACAAGUCAAGGUAGAAAAAAAGACCAGAAUAACGUAUCGCUAGAUUGCACGGAAGAAAACUUUCGCGAGGGAAACACUAAACUAUUAAGUUCCACUGAAGAUAAGGUCAAGGCUACUGAAUUACCACAGAAUAUAAAUCAGGUUACCAAAAAGUUAUUCAGUUCCAAUGAGAAUAAGUUAACAACCUUUGGAAAAUUUAAACAGAGUCAGAAUAACACCAAAAAAUCGAGCAACACUGCCAACGCAGAGAACGAAGAAAAGUUUGACAAAAACCAAAAACUUGUAUCAACCGCGAAUAAAUUACAAACCAGACGAAAGGCUUCGAAAAAACCAACAGGAACAAAACAAGAUGAGGUACAGAAAAGUAAACUUCGCGAAACGUUCUACCGACUUUUAUGCUGUCGUAAUUUCUACUCCAUCGCUUUGUAUUUCACAGUUCUCGUAUUUGCUGCAGUAUUUGCUUUAGCUUUAUUCAAAGUAUGUAUUUUAAUGAAGCAGGAACGACACAGACAUCAUUUCCACAAACACCAUCAAAAUCGCACCCACCCUAUAAAGAACUUUCAAAAUUCAUCAAACUCGUUACACAACGCUACGGAACGAACUGAUACUGAUAUAAGUAACAAGACAACAUAUACUAACAUAAAAACUGGAGACAAUGGAAUCGAAAAUAAAACUUUACACUCAUCCACCAAUAACAUUGCAGCAUCCACAAACAGUAGUUCAACUGAAGACCUUGCAACGCCUAUCAAUGAUGGCUUUGCACAAUUUCAAAAUGGCAGUCUUAAAGAUCCCGUCGUGUCAAAGCCAUAUAACAACACUACACACAAUAACAGUACUGUUACUCAGAAUUUUAGAAGUGAAAUUCCAAAUGCAAACAGUGGUAUUAUUCCCUUGCGUUCAAAUGAUAGAACUUCUAACAUGAAUUACCUACAAGAUGGGUCAAAAUUUUUAGACAGAAUUGCAGAAAAUAAAACUGCGCAAAUUUCCUCUGUUGAUAUACAUAACCAAACUGUUAAAAACGUCUCAACUCCAACAACAACAAAAACUACAACCGGAACGACAACAGCCAGAACGAGAACAGCUGGAACAACAACAACCGGAACGACAACCCCUAUUCAGUCACCUUCCACUACAACGACAACGAAAACGCCAUUUUUAAGAUUACCAACAACAACAACAACAGCAGUAACAACAACAGCUACAACAACGCCAUUUUACACGACGUCGCGAUAUUACGGUCGACCUGUUUGGAAUGGAUACACAUGGAUAUGGCAAACAGAAAGUUUGAAUAAACGGCAAAACAUCCCUCAAGAACCAACAUUACGAGCAACUACUCCAAACAUCUUACCCUUGCCGGAAGUUUACACGACUAUUGCACCCAUGAGCAUAGCACUAGCUGACAAGCUCGCCUCCGCAAGCAUUGGUAAACUCUCUCCAAGUGUUAAUGCUGGCCUAAAAAAUAACCUUGCUAUUAAUGAUGACGACGAAAUGGCAGAUUUAGAUACAAUAGGUAGCGGAGAGGACUGGAAGACACUCACACCGCGUAAACAUUCACAUGAUGUGGGUUCUUACUAUGAUUAUGGUGCCAAUAGUGCUCCUACUGUUGUUCGGGAUGACUUUCCGACACCAGUUCAUGACGACGAACAAGUAGUCGUAACAACAACCACACGGCGAAUUGUGCCAACUCAUGACGAUUUUGACUCAGACGAUGAUGAGGAAGACAACGACGACGAAGAUAAAGCGAUAGAACAACAGCUUAUGAAACAUAUGAAAACGAGAGAGUCUAAGAAACAAACAAAAAAUAUUCAUAAGAAAAAACACAAAGUGGAAAAGAAAUCUAAAACGACAAAGAAGAAACAAGAAAAAGAAAAACAGAAGAGGAAAUCAAAAUCGAAAAAGAAAAGCAAGAAGCAUGUAAAGCGUCAUUCUACCACAACGACACAAGCCACUACAACAACGACACAAGCCACUACAACAACGACAACAACAACAAAAACAACGAAAGCUACAACAAAAUCUACUGCACCAACCGUAGCGACAACAACUACAACCACGACAGUAGCAACCACGAAGCCGCCAACGACAACGUCGACUACAACCACGACCACCACGACAAAAAAACCUACAACCAAGAAAACCUCAACAUCCACAACUACAACGACGCCAAAAUCUGAAGCGUUUUUAGAAAAUUCUAUUCUAGACGAUCUGCGUCGAUUAAGACAUAAUAAACAUGCUGGUACAUUUGAUGACGACAGUGUAGAAAUAUUUCCCGACAAGCUUCAUUGGGACGGCGAAAGACGGAAAUUUGUGGAAGCUGAAGAAAAUGGCGAUAUAGAUGACGAACAGUAUGAGCGAGCUGGACACGAAAACAGCAAGAGAAGAAACAAAAUUGUAGACGGCGAAAAUAACGACGACGAUGAUGACAAAAAUAACGGCAGAGAUGACAACAGUAGCAAGAAAAAGCAGGACUUAAUACACAAAUUAGAAACAUUUCAUGAAAAUAUGUUUUCGAAGCCUUCCUUUGGGGACAAUCUAGACUCACGAGGAAAAGAACUUCCACAUCAAAAACUUAAAGCAAGUGACCUUCCUGGGUUGCACUCACACUCUUAUAAAACUCUGUUCUCAGGAUCACAAAAUGAAGGUAAAAUUGACCAGGAUGAUGAUGAAGUUAGUAUUGACGGUAUUAAUAAGGAAAAAUCUAAAGAAGUGAAUGAUAAUGACGACGACGACGAAAACUACGACGUUGCCAUUCCAACAUCUUCAAUAAAAGCGUCAAAAAUACACAGGAAAAUCAGCUCUGCUAAAAUGGUGGAUAACGAAAAUGCCGACGACGAUGAAAACGACGAAUCGAAAACAAAAAAAACAGACAGGCAGUUUGAAAGUUCGUUAAAUGAGGACGACGACAAUAACGACGACGAGAACGAAAAAAAGGAAAACGUCGGUACGAUGUAUGCCAAGAAGAAGGAAGCAUCACCAACGGAGAAUUUAAUUAAAGAUUUAAACGAAUACGAUAAACGACGUGGAAAAGAGACGCAUGAUUUUGACGACACUAGUAACGAUGAUGACGAAAAUGAUACGAUCAAGGAAAGCAGUGUUGAGGAGGGUGGCGAAGACAAUCAGUUAGAUGAAGCUUCUGGGGAUGAAACAUCCGAAGAAAGCGAAGAUGAAGAUUUUGACAUUGAAGAACCUAAAAAGCGUAUGACGUAUUUAGAACGCAUCACAUAUCUGAAACGACAAAUGCUCAAAACACGACAACGACACGCUAAGAAGAAAACAAGCAAAAAUGGUGACGCACACAAACGAAAAGAAAUACCAAAGAAAAAACAUAAGAUUGCCAAGACUACACCUAAACAUUAUAAGACAACAUCAAAACACCACAAAACAACACCAAAACAUCACAAAACCACAAAACAACACAAAACCACAAAACACUCUAAAUCAAAGAAGACAACCAAGCAUAUUAAAGCAAAGAAGACAACGCGAAAGGAAAUCAAAACGUACAAAUUAAAAUCAUGCGUACGAAUCAAAACGUUUUCGAGAGGAACAGGAGAUGUGAAAAAAGUUGAAGGACCAAAGAAAAAGCAUGGAAAGAUAUUUUACAAAAUACGAGCAUGUGGGAGAAAGAGCGGAAAACAUAAAGUCGCGCGAAAGUGUUAUGACAUAGAUUAUAAAAUAUCUACCGGAAAGUUAUCUAUAAAGAAAGAAAGAGAAAAGGGUAAGAAGAUCUUCUCUAUUUAUGGCUGCAAAAAUGACAAAGGAGACAGCUCAAAGCGCAAUUCGAUACCAUUUACGAAGAAGAGCACUGAUGCUUCUGGGGAAGGCGAGUCUGAUGAAAGUGAAAGUGGCAGCGGCGACCAGAUAUUGGAUGAUUUCUCAGGAAGCGGCGAUGACGGUACAGAGUCGCGUAUUCACAAGAGUAAAGCUCACCAUGAUCUCCAUCAUAAUGAAAAACAACAGAAACACCCAACAACAAAAAGUAGCAAGCAUAAACGUGAAACUACGGAGAAGUCAAACAAAUUUGGUGACCUCAUGAAAAUGAUAACUGACAUGAGAGAAGAAAUGAAAAAGCAAUCAAAAGAAAAAGUUAACGAGAAGGAACUGGUGAAAAGAGUGCAGAAACUUAUGAAGAAGAAAAAGGAAGAGGAAAAGAAGAAACCUACAUCGAAACAUGGUGAUAAAGAAUAUAAACAUACCACGACGCGCUAUAAUGACAAAUACUCCACAACAACACAUAAACAUGGCAAACACAAAGACAAUGUUCAUGAAACGCGAUAUGAUGAAAAUGAUAAAGAAGAUCAGGACGAUGAUGAGCUGUAUAGUGAAAAUCACAAAAAAGAACAUGAUGAUGAGGCGCGUUAUCGCGAAGAUCACGCGAAGAUACAUGACAGAGUACGACAUAAUGAAAAUGGGAAAGAUGAUGGAGAUGAUGAUAAACAUGAUGUUAAAGCGAAAGAUGAAAAUCGGAAUGAAAAUCGGAUUGAUGAUCGAGAUAGCAAUCAGGAUCACAAAAGCGAACAUAAUGGUAGACAUUCUAAGGAGCGGAAAUCUAAAGAUCGCGAAAUACAUGAUGGAGAUGAAAAAUAUUAUGGCGAUGACCGAUAUGAGCAUUCUUAUCAUAAACACAAUCACCAAAAUGAUGAAGAAAAUAAUCCCGAUGAUGGAGAAUAUAAUAAAAACGAUGAAAAGUAUUCAACCAGAACAACCAGAAAGCAUUCUUACGGAGAUAAUCGUGGUGACAAAGACGAUGAAGUUCAGAAAAAGAGAUCGAAAGAUCAACACAUAAAAUUUGAGGAAAAAGAUGAAGAGGAGGAUGGAGGAAGCGCUGAGGGUGGCUUUAAACGAAAACAACGUCACUUCUCCAAAUAUAUUCGAUACCGACGUUUACGGCAUCAUGACUCAAACGACGAAGAUAACAACGAUAACUUCGAUUAUAAUCCAGAAAAAAAGACUUCUAUGCUCGACGCAAAUGAACGGGAUGACGGUAAUAAUGACGACAUCAUGAAACAUCAUGACGCCUAUAUGACGAAAAAUAGUAACGACAAUACGAACAGCAUUGAAAAUAUGGUCGCUAAAAUUUUACCGGCCGUUAUGAAAUCUGUGUCCAGGCAAACGUCUGAAAAUAGUUUUAAGAGGAGCGGUAUACCUACAGCUUUGCCGACGAUGCAACCAUCACGUCACCAUACUACCGUCAAACGUACAACAAUUCGUAUACAUAAAACGACGCCCCGACAUACGCACGUCAAGACUACAAAACAUGUCCCGACACAUACUGUUCAAAAAAUUCGACAUACAACCAUAGCAGCUAACUUAAAUAUGAUUGUAAAAGGUCUAAAAGCAUUGGGUAUUUCACCGAACAGUCUGAACCAAAAUAAACAAGCAGACAAAAGGAAGGCACCCACUAAAUCUCCUCAAUCCGUAAGUCCAAGACAUUUUUCAUCGCCCCGUCCGCACGUGGUUAAUUUGCAUAACCCGAGCAAGAUAAGGAUUUUAUGUUUUGGAGAUAGCUUAACAGCCGGUUAUAACGCUCAUGGAAAGAAUUUUUAUCCAUACUGCGGUCGCUUACAAAACGUUUUAAAUUAUAGGUCAAACGUGCCCGUUUACACUGACACCAAAGGGAUUGUGGGUGAAAUGACUCAUAAACAAAUGACACAUCGAUUACCCAUGGUUCUAGGCAACGCAACGUCGGAAUAUGAUUGGAUAAUUAUUCUAGGAGGAACCAAUGAUAUUUUACAUGUGAAAAACUUUGCUGACGAUCAGGAGUUUCUGAACCAAUUAGAAACGGUUUGGCAACCGCGUAUAACAAAGGACAUUGAAAAGCUACACCAGACCGCGUAUAAAUACGGCGCUCACACUGUGCUUCUAACUGUACCAGAGAACUCAAUCGAAGUUUGGCCCGAGUAUAAGCCAUUACUAAAAAUGAGACAAAGGAUCAACGAUGCUUUAAGAAAUUUUGCAUUUGCUAGUAAAGGAAAAACAGUUUUAUGUGAUUUAGCUAGAAAGUUACCGAGACAUUCACUGGGUCCUGUUCAAGAGGCAAGACUUUGGGAUGAUCAUUUACAUAUGACACCUGAAGGAUACACAAAAAUGGCGGGAAUUAUUGCAGACUGCUUAAAACCAUACUUACCGCAUUAGGUAUUUUUAGUUUUUGUAUAUUUAUAUAGCUUUUUAUAAUUUUUUUUGUAUAUAUUAUAUCUUUUGUUAACAUAUUUGUAACAACA